This is a messenger RNA of Miscanthus lutarioriparius, 525 nucleotides long. The record is from the annotation of a GenBank genome assembly. Lineage: Eukaryota; Viridiplantae; Streptophyta; Magnoliopsida; Poales; Poaceae.
AUGGCCACCAGCACCAGCACCACCAUCCCGAUGCCGACGAGGACUGCAGGCACAGGCAGGAUCACCAGAGCUGCCGUCUUUUGCCGGAGGAUCAGCCACUGCACGGUGAAGGCCGUGGCUACGUCACCAAGGGCUAAUCAUUUCUGCUCGGAGGGAAGCAAGAAAGACUACUACAAGGUGUUGUCGCUGGAGCACUCGGCGGCCGUGGGCGCGGAGGAGAUCAAGCGCGCGUACUGGCGGCUGGCGCUGCGGUACCACCCCGACGUGUGCCCGCCGUCGCGCCGCGCCGAGUCCACGGAGCUCUUCCUCGAGCUGCGGCGCGCCUACGAGACGCUCUCCGACCCGGCGCAGAGGCUCCGGUACGACGCCGAGCUGAGGGCGAGCGGGGAGGACGACCCGGCCGGUGCUGCGUUCGCGAGGGACGUGUGGGAGGCGCAGCUGUGUGCACUGCGCGUGCGCUCCGAGCAGCGGCAAAGCGCGAGGAGCGGUGCCGUGCGCCCUGGCGGUCGCGGGGCACGCGCAUGA